This is a messenger RNA of Sardina pilchardus (European sardine), 1668 nucleotides long. It is a transcript of the gene ftcdnl1, whose product is annotated as formiminotransferase cyclodeaminase N-terminal like 1. Bases 120 to 1118 code for a protein of 332 amino acids. Gene Ontology annotation, molecular function: transferase activity; folic acid binding. Lineage: Eukaryota; Metazoa; Chordata; Actinopteri; Clupeiformes; Clupeidae. The record is from RefSeq and is a predicted model, not a curated record. The transcript has 6 exons.
ACGCCCCCCCCCCCCCCCCCCAGACCUGACAACCGAACAUGUUGACUACCUUUUUUUGUAAGCUGCAGAAACACACACGUGGCUUCACUUAAGAUCAGCGGAUAAUUAAAAAACGCAAGAUGGCUUCCACAUUGGGAAAACGUCUGGUUGCCUGUCUGCUGAAUGUGUCUGAGGCUCGCAGAAAAGACCUGGUUUUAAAGGUAGCCCAGGCAGCUAUCACAAACAAUAGAGGAGGUUGGCGUGUGGGCACCACUGUACUUAACAUCUUCAAUGACUUGGACUACAACCGUUCAGUCAUCACUAUUGUUGCAAGCGUUGACCACAUCAGGGAGGCUGUGUUGUCUGCAUGUGAGCAGGCGUGUGGCCUCAUCGAUAUGCAUGCCCACUCUGGAGCUCAUCCAUGCAUGGGUGCAGUUGAUCUAGUGCCACUGUAUCCCCUUGGAGAGGAGGUGGGCUUGGAAGACUGUGUCAAAGAGGCCAAGAUCCUGGCCUCUGAACUGACCCAGCGAGUGGUUGGGACUAGUGCAUUUUUCUUUGGCUAUGCUGACAUGCCCCAGAGGCGGAGUCUGGCCCAACGGAGGAAAGAGAUGGGCUGGUUUAAGAAGGAUCCAGACAUGUCAAUCAUCCAGCCAGACAUGGGACCAUCACCUCAAAAACGAUAUGGCCUCACAGGUGUUGGGGUGAGCCCCUAUGUGAUGAACUGCAACGUGACCAUUGGCACUCAGGACCUGGCAGUGGGCCGCCGUGUGGCCUCCGCUCUCCGAGAGUCCAGCCCCGGCGGGAUCCCGGGCGUGCAGGUCCUGGCCCUGCCCCACGACGGGGACACAGAGAUCGCUUGUAAUGUGGAGAGUGUCGAGGGCGCACCUCCCGCCUCCUUGUCCGGGGUGGCUGUAGGAGAUCCCUGGCCCUCUUUCAGCAUUGAUGGGCAGCUGUAUUGCCACGCGCCCGCCUCGCUCAUCACGGCGCGGGUGGCAGAGUUGGCAGGGCGUGAUGGCGUGGCCACAAAGGGGACGGCCCUGGUGGGCUUCACUCCACGUGAGUGCCGUGGCCUGGCAGAACGGGCUUUGUCUCUCGGCAUUGGUGAAUUCUGGAAGGAACAGAGAAAACUGCACAUGUGAUGAGUAAUAGGGCUCUCCAUCUCUGCAAGGCCAAACUGUAGUGUUUAGGCUUGGCUUAUUGUAAUGACCAAAAUAUAAUUGCUUAUCAAGUGGAUGAGGCUAAAACAAAGGACAAUAUUGUAAUUGUUUUAAUGGACAAUAAUCAUUGUUUACAACUGCAGUGAAAUGAUCACGAUCCUAUUUGAUGAGUAUUAUUUUAUCUUACUUCCAAAUAUUGAAAUAGGGUAUGAACUGUCAUUACUGUGAAUUAAAUUCCAUUAUCUGGAUCAUGUUGCACUUAAACAUUGGCUUCAUUAAAGCCAGGAAAGCAUGGCAAUACUAUGUUAAUAUGUAAGAAAGGGUGUCCUGGCACUGAUGUUGAAAUGUAACAUGCAUGAGCAUUGUAACAUGCACAUGCAUUUGCUCUGACUGUUUGAGAGCGACAGUGCAGACUCUAGUCCUGUCACAUGAACAGUGCUGGAUUUGGUUCAAGUUUAAGUGUUAUCCUAAAUAUCGUUUGUCUGGUGUUAAUGCCCUGAUAGUGCAAUUCCUAACAAUACUUGUUCUUGAA